This is a messenger RNA of Xiphias gladius (swordfish), 4865 nucleotides long. It is a transcript of the gene ccdc57, whose product is annotated as coiled-coil domain containing 57. The coding region runs from base 546 to 3206 and encodes 886 amino acids. NCBI's taxonomy places the organism in Eukaryota, Metazoa, Chordata, Actinopteri, Istiophoriformes, Xiphiidae. The record is from RefSeq and is a predicted model, not a curated record. The transcript is spliced from 18 exons.
UUUGCCAACAAUCGUCCAUAAGCAGGUUAUAUGCUUACACAAUUCGCGAAGACAAAAAUGAAGCAAUCUCGGGCCUACUAAUCCGCUAACUUUAUUGGGUGAAGGGCAGCUAACUUUGGUCCUGAUGGAGCUGAUGUAAAGUCGACAUCGGGGUAGGGUUUUUCCCUAAGCUUAUGACCAAUGGCGAUCUUAGGAAAAAAUAAAACCAAGUAGACAGUGUUGAAUUAAAAAAAAAAAAAAAAAAAAUCGUUUUAGUGCGGUAGGUCCAGGAACUUGUCGUGUGUAUCAGGGUGGCAGGGGACCAGUUUGACAGACGUACGGUUUCCAUGGAGAACCGUUUACAUCACAGAAGAACGAGCUAAGUUAGAGUUAGUAGACGCCUGGCCUCCGCUCGCCAAAUGACAUUAUUAGUUAACUGUUAUAUAGUUAUUCGUUCGGGGCGCUACAUGUCGUGUUGGCUGUGAAGUAUGGAGACUUUUGGGCCCAAACCGCACUAAGUUUACCAGGUACCCGCGAAGUGCUACGACAGCUAAAGCUACUGUAUCAUGGUAUAUCCCAGCUCCACCAUGCAGUCAGAUGGGGAAAGUGGACUGUGCAUGGAGGCCCAGCUGUACCGUAAAGAAAGGGAAUGGAGGGAGCUCAAAGCGGUGAGGGUUCAUCAGCUGGAGAGUUCCCUCAAAAAGGCCCAGGAGGAGUGCUCUUCCCUCAGAGAACUCUACCAGCAACUGAGGGAAGAUUUCCAGUUCAACCUGGCCAUCCUGGAUGAACGAGACAGAGAGCUGGAGCGAUAUGAUGACAUAAUUGCCAGAGCUCUGACUAUGGAGCACAACAGGCAGAAGGAACUGAGCCAGCUCCGUAUGCAGAUCACCAGGCUGGAGGAGCAGAGAGCCAAAGAGGCUGAGGAGAGGCAGGAGGGGCUUGUUAAAAGUCGGCACAACGCAGCUCAGCACAGGCUGCAGCUGGACAAGCUUAAGCGCUCUAUGGCUGAUGAAAUUCAAAACCAAACAGAGGAGCAUGAGAGGAUGACAUGGGAUUUGCAGCGCAGAAUACAAGAGGUAGAGGGAGAGAUGACCCUACAGAGACAGGAGAUGACGGCUGCUUUUGACAGGGAGCUCAGACAGCGGAAACAUGAGUAUAACUUGAAAAUGGAUGAGAUGUGCGCUGUGGUGCUGUCUCAUGAUCUCAAGGUGAAGCUGCUGUCUAAAGAAACGGAAGAUCAUUUCCAGGCUCAGCGGCAGGCUACACAGGCUCUAAAAGCAUCUGAGGAGUUCUCUCGGCAUAUACAAACCCAGCUGCAACACAAAGACCGGGAGAUCCAAGAACUCACUGCUGUCAAGGACUGCAGAUAUGAGAAUGCGGUCCAGGCUCUGAGGGAGUGUGAUGCACAGCUGGAGGCUCAGCGUCAGGCCCACACAGAGCAGCUGCAGAAGGCAGAGAAACACAUUGUCGAGCUACAGGAGAAUAUGGAGGUUCUGGCUGCACAGGUGCACUGCAUACAGAGAGACCACCAGGAGGCCAUGGAACAGAAAGACGAGACAAUCCAGAGCCUUCGCAAAGAGGUAGAAACAACCCGGAUAGGCUGGGACAAGUACAUCAAUCAUGUCUCCGGUGAUAUGGUUGUCAAGAAUACAGAGAUGAUCGCCCUGCAGGAGAGAGAAACCCAACUUAGGACUGAGCUGGAGAGGAGCAGAGAGGACAUGGAGAGGUACAAGCAGCAGUUGAGUGCUGGUUUGAAGAGAGAAAGGGCCUUAGAACAGAUGCAAGUCCAAGUGGAGCUGGAGUGGCAGAGACACUGUGAUGACGUGAAGGCCAAACACUACCUUGCCAAUGAGCAGCUAAUACAAGACCUUACCCAAGCUAGAGAUCAGGCAAAAGCAGAGCUGAAGGAGAAAGAACAAGAGCUACAGGACUUGACUGUCUUAUUACAUUCUGUUAAAACGGAAAGAGACCAGGCAAUGAAGGGUCUCACACCAAAGGUAGACUCUCUGGCAUCAGAAGAAAUCCGUUGUUUGCAGGAGCAGAACAACAUCUUGCGAGCCGUGGUUGCCCAAAUGAGGAAGGACAUGGAGGGUCUCAGCCAUCCCCUACCCCAUCCCCAGGCCCGGCCCCAGGCCUCCUCUCCUCAGCCACUUCGGCAUCCAGAAGCCCCUGCCGACAUCUCCAUCACACCUACAGCUGAUGCUCAGGUGGCCAGUGGACCACUUCCCCAAUCCACUGAUAUCUCCUCCAAAGUCAGCCCAGCAGGUGGUCUGUUUCUAGAGAAAUGUGCCAAAACCUCUGUUUUGACGAAGCAGGAGGGCAGAGUGGCACAUACAGAGACUGCUCCCGCCAAUAUCACAGAACAGAGUGCAUUGAUGCAACAGCUCCAAGAGGAGAACCUGUAUUUGCGGCAGCAGCAGGCAUUGGGUCUAUUUGAAAAUGUCCAGGGUGCACGAAGCAACAUUCCUCUCCUCCGAAGCAGGCUGAAGCAGGCAGCGUCCUGUAUUGCCCGUCUGAGCAGCGAGAAACAGCAACUGAUAGAGAUGGGCAACCGCCUUCGUGCCCAGAUCACCACUGCUGGAUUACAGGAACCAGUGGAGCCAGAGAAGGACACCGCCACAGAGAAACAAGAAGACCAACAUGACCGGAUGUCUGCUCUGGAACAGCUGCAGUACCGACUCACCACACAGGAGCUGCAGUAUGCUCUGAGGCAGAGGGUGUGCACUGCUGCUGAACAGCUCCUCCCCGGAACCAACAACCAGAGUCCUACCACAAAAGUGGCUUCCAACCCAUGGUCCCAGGGUCACAAAAUCACAGACAGGUCUGAGAGCUCCACAAACAAAGAGAACACUCCUCUGCUCAGCCAGUCACGGAGCUCAUUGGACGCGGGGCCACGGCCCCACUCAGGUCUGUCCAGGUCUCGGUUGUCAUCAGAGGAAUCCCUUCAAUCCUUAAAGGAGCUGUGGGAGAUAUUAGACCAUGUACUCAGUUCAUCUAUUUACUCAGAAGGUAAAAGUGAGCCGAGUAGGAGGGAGAUGGCUGAGUCUGGUGAUGCUGGAGUCCAGAUGAUGGUGCAUGGCAUCAGUGCUCCCAUUUAUAGCCAGUCCCCAACUGCGGUCCAGCAGAGGAUGAACCCCUCUAAAACACCACCAAAAACUACCAAGACCAACAGACCUGGAGCCCCUGGCAAGAUCAGCAAGAUCAGAAACUACAAUGCUAAAGACUGACACACACAUGUAAGACAGUCUGUCAGUAUAUUGGUCCUACUCCGGCUGUGUUGUUGUAUAAAAUCUUCUAUGGCUCUGGAGGAGCUUUGUCAAGUCUGAUGUCAUCAGGGUUAUCUCAGCCAUAAAUUCAUAACAGAAAGCCUGUAUUACAAACUAGGUGCAUGGAAUUAGAAAGUGAGGGUCUAAUGAAAAGACAGUUUUAUUGAAUUUUUUUUAUUGAAGCUGGACCCAUACUAGGAAAUGAAGGUCACGAUAUCUCAGCCCCUGCUGCUUUGAUUUGUACCAUUAAUUUAUAAUCUGCCUCUAGUGAGUUCACCAGCUUUAUUGAAGUGGGCUUCUAAUCUUAGAGGUGCUAUAUGUAAGUUUAUACUGUCGCUACAUGGCCAACGUUAUAAUUAACAGCUUAUCACUUACCAAGCGCUUCAACCAUCGUUGAGUUUACAAGACAAGAGGCUAGAAUAGACUCUGUGGGCAGUGCUACUCCUUCAUCCUCUCAUGUUGGACUGAGGGCAGACUGUACGCUACAGUGGCUCACAUUUGAAAAGUAGUAUUACAAGACGGGACAGAGCUUACUGGUUAGCAUGCUCAUCUAAAUAGAAGAAAAGAAGUGAUAGAAAGAGAAGCACAACAAUAGUUAAAGUGGUAUUGCUUUCCACAUCUGGAGAUGGCUCUUGGCGAGUAAAGGGAUUAUGUUUGAUGCUGAACUUGCAACUUUUCUUCUAGACUGGUAAGUGAACAGCUAUUAAUGCUCACGUUGGCUAUGCAGCAGGCAAAACUUAGAAAGAAUACCUUUGAAGCAAAUAUGCUUUAUUUUUUUUUAAUUAUUUAUAGCUUCCUCCAAAUGAUCAUGAUGCCAUGAGUACACAGAAGAGUAAAAGCACCUACAAGAGAAAUGCACUCCAAAACAAUAAAUGCUACAAAUAGCAAAACACAUAACUCUUAAUGACAUUUUAUUUUAAAACUUAUGGUAAGAACAUGUAUAUAUGUUUUUACUGCUCUUUCCAACAUCAGAGUUCACAUGUCUGAGUAGUUGAAAACCACAAUAAAAUAGACCUAUAGGCUUUAUUGUGUUUAAUCCUAUUUUUACCUCCGCCAAAGAGGUUAUGUAAUCACCUGUGUCUGUUGGUUUGCUUGUUUAUUUGUCAGCAGGAUUAUGCAAAAAGUACAGAAACUACUUGCACCAAACUUGGAGGGAUGGGCCAUGGGCCUGAUCACUUUUUGUCGUUAAAUGUAUGUAUUGCUCAAAGCCAUUCUGUAUGUUUUAUUGCCUUGUAAUAAACUCACAUUUUUUAUUUUCUUUGCUUUUCGGAAAAAAGAAAAAACAAGAUUUGUUAUUCAAAUUGUCUUGUUUCAUUGACUCGGUUGCUACACAUGCAACAGUGACUCAUCAGGAAAAAGAUGCUAAUGUCUGCUGAAAAAGUCAAGUAAAGUUGUGAAUGGGGUCUUGACCAAAGUUACAGCACCCUGGCGGGUCAUGGAUAAAGCAUGGUCAAACCAUGAACUGCAACCUCCCCGGUUUGUGUCUGGCUGAGGAGCUUUGUUUGAUGUCAUCCCCAGUCUCUCUCUUAGCUCUUUUCCUGUCAUCUUUUAUGGAAGUAUAUCAACAACAAAAGGUUUGAGAGAAGACAAAACAAAUUCCAAGCGCUACUCAGUCUGCAA